This is a messenger RNA of Mugil cephalus (flathead mullet), 7485 nucleotides long. It is a transcript of the gene spg11, whose product is annotated as SPG11 vesicle trafficking associated, spatacsin. The record is from RefSeq and is a predicted model, not a curated record. The transcript is spliced from 39 exons. Gene Ontology annotation, biological process: chemical synaptic transmission; synaptic vesicle transport; axon extension. The coding region runs from base 175 to 7152 and encodes 2325 amino acids. Gene Ontology annotation, cellular component: cytoplasm; axon; synapse. Lineage: Eukaryota; Metazoa; Chordata; Actinopteri; Mugiliformes; Mugilidae.
AUCAGGGUUGAAUAGCUGUUUACAUGACAGGAGGAAAUGGCUAAACUUCCCUAACACAAUCUUUAAUUUGUUGUGCCAAGGGGGGUUUAGCAGCUGCGCCCCCUCCGAAAAUGUCUUUUUAACUGUUACGUAAAGCCUCAGUUGUUUAAUAAGCUUUCCGUUGUCUGUGUGAGGAUGUUAGAGGCGUCUCAGCGGCUGGAGAGUAACUCCAUAGAGGUAGCAGUGAUCCCAGAGAUUCAACACUGUGGAGAUGUAGCGAAUAUUCAGAAAGCUGAACUGGCUCCUGCGGGCUCCCUGCUUGGCUGUCUGGGUGCCCGGGGACAGCUGGUGGUGUGUGACCCGGCGGACAGAGGGGCUCCUCCGGCUUCAUUGGACGGCUGCUUCGGAGACUUUUUAUGGGAAGAGGUGGCCACCCACAGUCUUGGUGACAGCAACUUGAGACUGUUGGCUGUUGGGUCUCAGUGGGACCUCAAGUUGCUGGAGGUCAAAGCAGAACGAUCAGCGUCUAUUUCUCUGCUCAGUGUGUCUGAGUGUCCUGCAGACAGUCUACUCCAAACUGUCAAAGACCAAGACCACAGUGUGUGUGAGCUGAAGUCAGUUCGUGUGUUGUCUUUUGCGGCCGGUCGCUGCUGCAUUCUGCUGAAUUGCGACUGGCUGCUGCAGCUGCAAUGGCAUCAGGCGGAGGAAGAGCCACGGACGUUGUCCUGCUGCAGCCUCCAGCUGGAUGACAGGGACAGACUCAUGGCGGCCCAUCACUGUGUCAUCACAGACACUCUUUUCAUCCUCAGCUCCACAGGGCUCAUAUCUGUGCACAACAUCACUAAUGGCAGUCUGCUGGCCAGAAUUAACCUGCCAGACUACCUGAGCUCAGGCCAGGCAGAGGAGGCGCUGACCUCCUCUUCUCCCUCCUCCUUCUGCCUCAUCCAGGUGUCAGCUGAUCUCAGUACAGCUGUAGCUAUCACUCAGUCCCACACAGCUAUAGCUGUCGACCUUAACCACUAUUUCAGCUACUCUUUGACCUCUCCUGCCAAGAACUGGCCCUCGCCUGUAAGGCUCUUCUCUCCGGUGGACUUGAUUGUUGAGUUCUUUGUUCCUGAAUCAUCCACUGCAUCUCUGCUCAAUGUCUCUGAGUUCUCUGCCCUGCUGACGUUCGUCAGCCCUGGUAACAAAGAGACUACAGUGGCCUUAUGGGAUCUGGAGUCCGAGAGUGUGAGUUACCACAAGUCAGAGGCAGAGGCAGCUCCGGUUCAAUAUUGUGGAGAGAGACAUCACAGGCUGCUGCUAAAGAAGGCCGGUGUGUUCCAGGUCAUGUUCUCUGUGACCCAGCAGAACUUGCUCAGUAAGUUGAUGUUGUUUGGCAGUGCAGCAACAGUGGAUGCAGUUUGUCACCUGAACAACUGGGGGCGCUGCUCCAUUCCCAUCCAUGCCCUGCAGGCAGGACUGAAGAACCGUCAGCUGGACACAGUUGAUUUUUACCUAAAGAGCAAAGAAAAUAUACUGAAUCCAUCAAUGUUCAGUGCGGCUGAUCAGUCAGCCGCCUCCACAAUGAGCUUGACAGAGAAUGUGCAGGAGUUGUGUCCUGCACUGGACCUGUUGUGUUCCGCUGUUAGAGAUUCAAAUAGUGAAGCUCAGAGCCGACAGUUUUCAGAACAGCUGCUCAACAUCACCUUGAGCUUUGUCAACACGGAGAUCCGUUCUGUGCUGUCCAACACACAGUAUGAGGACUCAGAUGUGCAGAGCUGCUUGGACAUUCUGGAUCACUAUGUUAAUGAGCUGAGGAGUUACAUGAAGAGAUUCCCUUGGUCUGGAGGAGGCGACACAUCCAGUGGCAUCACUGCUGCUCCUGCUCAGGAGGACCCUGAUGAGUGGGAGCAGCUGCCAACGAAGGACAUGGUCCAUCAGUCCAUCUUGACAAAUCAGAUCCCCAGAGCUCAGAGUGUCCUGCGGAGGCAGAACCAGCCAGAACAACAUCUGUUGGCUCUAAAGAUGCAGGGGUUGCGUCAAGUUUUCUCCUGCCUGCAGCGCAGAGACCUUCAAACUGCCAACACACUUCUCACCAACAUGGGUUUCAAUGUAAAGCAGCAGCUCCACAGUAUCUGCCUCUACACAGACGACAAGCAGCUCAGGGAAUUACUGGUGGGAGAGCUGACAAGCCGGAGUUACUUCCCAGAGGAGGAAAUGCAGAGUAUUCUGUUCAUAAGGGAGAUGGAGAAGCUUGGGUCACUGCCGGCGUCCCGCUGCCCAGUAAAGACCUUGUCACGAAGGGUUGUUCAGAUGGUUCAUAAGGAGUGGGGUCAUGAGGAGGUUCUGAAGGAGCAGGCAGGACAGAGGAGGCUUGAAGGGGAGGGAGGAGGACUCUGGACGGACAUCAGACUGGACUGGGUGAGGAACUGGGACCAGAGCUGCCAGACCGUUGUUCUCUUGUCCAGACGCCAACACACAGAGUUGAGUUCCUGUGACUCUUCAGUGUUGUGGUGGUACCUGACAUUGCUCCAUGACCAGCAUCAGGUGGUUGAGUGGAUCCAGAACAGGGAGUCCUUUGGUUCUUCCAGAUGGCCAGAGUUAACUCCAGAACUUGUUAAUAACAACACAGUCUGCAGCACCUAUCUGAGGGAGAACAUCCUGGAUCUGCUGGCCAGGAGAGGCUUGUUCAUCCUGAAGGAGCUGGCAGACUUGGAGCAGCUGUUGUGGAGACUGGCUCAGGGCGGUGGGCUGAUGGCCUCAUCCCCUCCCAUCCCUCAGUACCGUUCCCCUCUUGGUCUUGACCUACACAGCCUUUUCAUCACCUUCUGCCUUGACCAUAACCUCCAGUACCUGCUCUAUACCUACCUGGAGCACUAUAGACUGACACCGAGAAACUGUUCCUUCCUAACCAAUCAGAACCUGUCUGAGAGUCAGCCCUGGUUUGAAAUGCUGGUGAAGAUCCAGGAAAUCACCAGAGAUCUGUCAGAUCCAGGGCUGGUCUUUCAAGCUAGUUUAACCAGUGCUCAGGUACUAUUACCAGGCAGCCAGGCAUCUCUCAGCAGUCUGCUCUUAGAAGGACAUAGUCUCCUGGCUCUGGCUGCCAUCAUGUUUGCCCCUGGAGGAAUUGACCAGGUGAUGUUUCAGGGUGAAAGGCUCAACAAGUCAGAGAGGACAGUUGACCCCCAGCUUCUGAAAAUGGCACUGGCCCCUCAUCCCAAACUGAGGGCCGCCUUGUUCCCUGCUGGACCUCGUGGAAGCAGCCCAACUGACAUUUCCAUUUAUCACCUUUUGCAGUCCCUGCAUCCUCUGGAUCCAUCCAAGCUCUUCGGCUGGCAGGCUACAAACACCCUCAACUCUACAGAAACAUCAGAUCUGCCUCAUUUCUCCAGCCCUCAUUUGGUCAGUAGGUUUGCUCUGGUGGAAAACUUGGACUUUCUGUACUACCUACGCCAUGGCCGACCAUCAUUUGCAUACGCCACUUUCCUUGUCCAGCAGCUGAGCAGCGGCAGUGACGUCAGGCUGCUGCUGCAGCAGGCUUGGACACAGGUGUACCGGUUGGCCUUGCAGUGUUUUCAUUUGUCGUCUGUGACUUCGGCUGCUAUUUGUUUCUGUGAACUGCUGGGAGCAUGCAGCCUCAAGCUGAGAGUUGACAUCAGAGCCAUGAACAUGAUCCUGCAGCACUGGAACCAGCAGAGCACGCACGCCAGUCCAACACAGCAUCUACAUACCCUGGUGUCUAAAGGUGUGAAGCUGGUGGAGGCGGAACCUGGAGCGGCAGAAGAGCUUAUUGGUUACCUGGAAGCUGCUGUGACAGACAGUCUGGAGCAGAAAGGCAUCAACAGGUCAUCGUAUGAGGCAGCUCAGGAGUGGGCUUUACCUGUUCAGUUCUGUCAGCUCCACGGCCUGAAGCUCAGCUCUGUUUACCCCACCCACUGUGCCAAUGACAGACAGUUCAUCCUCUUCUUAUUAUUCGUCCAACUGCACAACUUCCCUCCUGAGCAGGUGAGGUCACUGGCUGUUCAGUUUGGCCCUACCUUGCAGGCCCACCUGAGUCUGGCGUUUCAAGACUUACAGUUGUACAGUGAUAGGAGAGGCUGUGACCCUGAGGAGCAGUCAGGGUGCCUGAGAGCAGACAAGCUUUCGGCCAGACCACAGCACCCGACAGAGUUGUUCCAGGUCCUCCUUCAGAGCAAUGAGGAGACAGUGCCCUGCAGGUACCUGCUGCAGCAGGCACUGGUUCAACACUGCCCAUCACUGGCUAUACUUGCUGCCUGCCUACAGCCGACAGAGCUGCUGUCAUGCCUCUGUGUGUGGGUGCUGUCCUCCAUUGAUGAUGCUACUGCUGGGGAAGCCACCUCCCACCUGAUUGAAGCACCCCAGCACCAUGAGUGGAACCUGCAUGAUCUGUCAAAAAUCUGGAAGACACUGUUAGAACGGGGCUACGUCAGGCCCCUCCUACGAGGCUUUGAGCUUUUCCAGAGGGACUGUCCUCUUGUGUUGGUGCUCAAGAUGUUUGAGUUAUGUUGCGACUACAGAAACUUCACUGAGGCCAAAUCGAAGCUGCUGGACUUCCAGAGGACGCUCAUCACACUGAGAAAUGGUGGCACAGUAGCCCCUGACAGCCUCCCCCUGCAGUGGGUGGAGAGCCAGGCCUCUGUGCUGCUCCUCACAAUUCUGCAACACUGCUCCUCCCAGUACGACCUCCACCGGCUACUGCAGCUCCUGGCUGAGGUGGACAAACUCCUCAAAUCAAAUGGUCCAGACUUCAGGAAGCUGAGUCAACUAAGUCAGUUGCUGCAGGGGUCAGAGGUCAGCCUGUCUCCCAGGCUGCUACAGUGCUCUUCUCCCUCCAUCCAGCAGGAAGAGUUCCAGGCUGCAGUGGACGCUUUGCAAGCAAGGGGGCGCUACAGCCAGGCCAGGCAGGUUGCCCUCCUGGCAGGCCUGCCCGUCCAAGGUCUUCUGCUCAGCCAGCUACUUCAGGAAGUGAACUCCCUGAGGUCUAAGCGACAAUGGGCGAGGCUAGAGACCCGGAUCACUUUCUGGAAGAAGUGUCACGAGCAGCUGAAAGCUGACAGCAGUGAUCCAGAAUCUGUCUCUAAGUUCUUCCUGUCUCAAGCUGAAACUGGUUCUGCUGCAUCCCCAAUGAAUGCAGAGUCUCAGACGGAGCUGCUGGACAUUCAGGAGCGUUGCUUAAUGCUUGGGAUUGUUGCUCACUGGCUCUCCCUUAUAAACCCAGUUCCCAUGAGUGAACUGGAGAGCCUGGAGAAAAAACUGUGGCUCAGCAGGGUCCGUAAACACAUUCUCACCAUCGCCAUGGAGAAGGAGAGCGUUUUUAACCUGCCGCAGCCUGCGGUCACACCUGAAAUGAACACAUAUGAAGUGCUCAUGAAGGAGUUCUCUUUUUCUAGCAUAUCAGUUCUUAAUACAGAGCAAUGCUUCAGUUUGGAGGGGCUGCCUGGUACCUCUGAGGAACAGAAGAAACCGAAUGUUGGAUCAGAAUUAAGUCAGGAGGAGAGGAGUGUUCUGGCUGAACUGAUUAGCAAGUUAUUAGAUGAGGGCAGUAUCCAUGAAGCCAGUCGUGUCUGCCGUUAUUUCUCCCUAUACCACCCAGACAUGCGGGUGGUGCUGCGCUGCCGAUGCCUGGCAUCUGGAGACCUGAAACCUGAACCACACGAAGAGGCUUCUGAAGCACCAGCAAUAAAGAGCAUUACUAGUUCUCACUCAUUCAGCAGCCUGUCCUCAUUUGUGAUGCUGCCAUUCCCUGAAGAUGAGGUUGCUGUCCAGCUCCAGAAACUAGUGGAUCUGUGUCGCCAUGGCAGUAACUAUUGUAAACAAGUCCUCAGCCUCUACCAGCUCUCUAAGGAGCUGCAGUGCUCCUUCACUCAGAUGUGCAGGGAGGAACCUUGCUCUGUGCUGGAGAAGCUGCUGCUCUCAGAGCAGCCGGAGCGCUUUAGAAAGGCUCAUGCAUUCAUCAGAGCUCAGGGUCUCUCUGCAGACACUGUAGCUGAGCUGGUCUCUUCUGCUGUGGUUCAGGCACUGCUGACCUCCAACCAAGAGCUGCAGUCUGUGGAGAAGCAGGUAUUCAGGAUGUCGGAGGGAAGAGACUCACUGGUCCAGCUGAUCAAACUGUGUGACGACCCAAACCUAGUGGGACUCAAGCUGCUGGAAAACCUCAACACUGUGCCUCUGAGAGAACUUAGCUGCAUUGUAGAGCUGCUGAUUGUGGCUCAUGACUGUUUCAGUCUCACCUGUAACAUGGAGGGCAUUGUGAGAAUCCUCCAAGCUGCCCGUCACCUCAGCCAUACCUACCUGGCUCCAGGGGAGCACCACAGCCUGCUGGUGCGUCUCUUGACAGGUAUUGGCAGGUACAAUGAGAUGACGUACAUCUUCGACCUGCUGCAUCAGAACCAUUGCUUUGAGAUGCUGUUGAGAAAGAAAGUGGACACAGAGAAAGGACAGAGCUCCAGUCUGAAGACAGCCCUGCUGGAUUACAUAAAGCGCUGCCUUCCGGCAGACAGUGAGAAGUACAACAUGGUGGCGCUGUGUUUCAGCAUGAGAAGGGAGAUUGGAGAAAACCACGAAAUGGCUGCCAGGACACAGCUGAAGAUGAUUGAGUCUCAAGUCUGGGUUGUCACUCCUGAGCUGAAGGCUUCGUUACUCAAGGUGUUAGGGCUACUGAAGGAUGCUGCAGAGAGCUUCUCCAAGGACUCAUGUGUACGUCAGGCAAAUCGCUGUGUCCAGACAGCUAAACUGGUCACUCUUCAGCUCCACUUCCUCAACCAGGGAUCAGACUUGCGCGUCAUCAACCUGCGACCUGUAGAGUUCCUGAAUACUACCAUAGCUCUGCCACGAUGCUACCAGGUGUUUGUGGUGGCUGAGGCCUACAGCUAUAGUCCAGACUGGGCUGAGAUUUUGUACCAGAAGGUGAUCCUGAAUGGAGACUUUGUGUAUUUGGAGGAGCUAAAACGCCAUCGUCUGCUCACCUCCACCCUGUUUGAGGACAUUUUCAAAAAGCUGGAUGGGGCUCCCAGCAGCGCCACUCCCAACGUGAAGCGCCUGCUGUCUCACUGUGAUGAUGUGUACAGCCGCUAUAGGCUGGCCUACCAGCAGAAGCUGUAUGACAUCACCAAGUCUAUGCUUCAGGACACCAAGACGUCCAACUACCUAAGUGACAAGCUUGCAAGCUGAUCCUAUGACUGAUUUCAUGAUCAAGAACGAAUAAUAACCAGUUACUGAGGCAUAUUUAUAUAUAUAUAUUUAAAAAUACUAAUAAAAACAUUUUUUGAAUUUUCCUCUGCCUUUUUCCAAUUGGAUAUAUAUAAAAGACAAAUUAAGUGAAAUAUACUUACUGUUGUGCAGAUGAUCAAAUCCAAAUGGUCAUUGGAUUGUUUUUUUUCUCGCUGCCAUGUUGCAGUCCUUGGUUAAAUGGCUGCUGUUUCAAAAUCACUGAUUAAAUGAGCACACAAUCCUAACAAUAUGUACACUAACUGUGCAAUUCACAUUAAAGACACUUUUGAAUUA